CCCCUCAGCCCCCACCUAGUCUGUGCUCCCCCCCCCCCCCCCCAAAUUGACCCUGCCAUGGCAGCAAAGGACCCCGCAUUCCCUAUAUCCGGUCUCCCCGGACCCCGCGCAAUCACUAUAUCCGCUCUCCCCGGACCCCGCAUUCACUACAUCCGCUCUCCCCGGACCCCGCAUUCCCUAUAUCCCCUCUCCCCGGACCCCGCAAUCACUAUAUCCCCUCUCCCCGGACCCCGCAAUCACUAUAUCCCCUCUCCCCGGACCCCGCAUUCACUGUAUCCGCUGUCCCCCGGACCCCACAUUCACGGUAUCCUACUCUCCCCCGGACCCCGCAUUCACGGUAUCCGCUCUCACCGGACCCCGCAUUCACGGUAUCUGCUCUCCCCCGGACCCCGCAUUCACUAUAUCCUCUCUCCCCCGGACCCCGCAUUCACUAUAUCCGCUCUC
Messenger RNA from Staurois parvus, 444 nucleotides. Lineage: Eukaryota; Metazoa; Chordata; Amphibia; Anura; Ranidae. The record is from the annotation of a GenBank genome assembly.